CAGUCGGCGCACAUGAUCACACACAGUGGGCAGGCAGGCAGGCAGCUCUGCGGCUGAUUCCUGCUUUAUAAAAACCACGAUUGGACAGAGUAAGUCACGUUGGCCGUGGAGCUGUCAGUCUGAUGCUGCACCAUUGUUCCCUGAGCAGCCGGAAGGAGAGCUUGUUAAAGCACUCUUUAUGCGCGACAAAUAGUGCCGGUUAUAGUCCUUGUACUGUUCGGGGAAUCCGGUACCGGCUUUUCUUUUUUUUUUUUCUUCUUUUUUACAAAUGAUCUCACAGCAGGUGGAGGAUUUCCGCAGAGGAAAACAGUGACAUGGUCUAGGGAGAAAAUAGAGAGAAGUCCAUUGAGAGAGAGAGAGAGAGAGAGAGGGGCGUCAUUCACUGGCUGGAUGAUAGUAGCGAAAUGAAUGAACAGAGGCAGGUCGCUGCAGUGUAAUAUAUUUUUGCUAAAGGUGCAGAUGCGGCGGGCCAUGAGUGGAAUACUGAAGAGGAAAUUUGAGGAGGUGGAAGCUUCCUCCUCCCCGUGCUCUUCCUUGCGGGAGUCUGAUGAUGAGGUCUCCUGCAGUGAGAGUGGGGAUAGCAGUGACAGUGUCAAUCCCUCCGCUUCAGGCCCUUUCACCCCUGACUCAAUAUUAAAGAGAGAGAAGCGCCUACGGACGAGGAGGGUGCAUUUUGAGAAUGUGACAGUGUACUACUUCAGCCGGCGGCAGGGCUUCACCAGCGUGCCCAGCCAGGGAGGCAGCACACUGGGCAUGUCCAACAGACACAGCUGGAUCAGGCAGUACUCCCUGGGUGAAUUCGCCCUGGAGCAGGAGAGGCUCCACAGAGACAUGCUCAGAGAUCACCUGAAGGAGGAGAAACUUAACUCAAUCAAACUCAAGCUGACCAAGAAUGGCACAGUGGAGUCUGAAGAGGCCAACACGCUCACGGCAGAGGACAUCUCUGACGAUGACAUCGAUCUGGACAACACAGAGGUAGACGAGUACUUCUUCCUGCAGCCCCUUACCACUAAAAAGCGCCGAGCAUUGCUGCGCUCCUCCGGGGUAAAGAAGAUCGACGUGGAAGAGAAACAUGAACUGCGGGCUAUCCGGAUGUCCAGAGAGGACUGCGGCUGUGAUUGCCGAGUCUUUUGUGACCCGGAGACUUGUGCCUGCAGCAUCGCGGGGAUCAAAUGCCAGGUGGACCGUAUGUCGUUUCCGUGUGGCUGCACAAAAGAGGGCUGCAGCAAUUCAACUGGGAGAGUGGAGUUUAAUCCCAUCCGUGUUCGGACCCAUUUCUUGCACACCAUAAUGAAGCUGGAGCUGGAGAAGAGUCGUGAGCAGCAGCAGGCGCCCCCCACUAACGGUUACCGUGGUGAAACUAACGACCUGGGAAGCGGAAACCCUCUGGUUCAGUCCCAGCACAGGUUGGAGUACUCUCUGUCGGACACCGUUCCACAGGCAGCCAGCAUGCACCUGCAGGCGGUGGAUGAGAUGGAGGAGCCGCUAGACGAUGAAGAUGAGGAAGAAGAUGAAGAAGACGAGGAUGAGGAGGAGGAGGAGGAGGAAGAGGAAAACGAAGACGAUGAGGAGGAUGAGGAGGACAGCAGCAGUGUUUGCAGUGGACUGUCUGACUCAAGCACCCAGAGCUUAGCUAACACCGACUCGGAGGAUGAUGAGGAGGACGAGGAGGAUGAAGAGAAGUCUGAGAACUUUCAGGAUGACAUGAAAACCCCAUCUGUGUCUCACACUGAGGUGGUCCCCCUGUCCUCUGUUCUGUGUUACAAUGAUGGCUCCGUGGCGCAUGAUAACCACAUGAACGGAAACACUUACUUAAUGAACUCUUCUUCGGCUGAGUACUAUCAGCUUGGGAGCUCCAGUGCCGUCUCUAACGGCCAAACCAGCCAACCCAGCAAACCCUACGGGGAAGCCUUAGCAUUCCAAGAUCCAGUCAGUACGACCAACGGCAACGUGGCCCAAGGACCAUUCAGCAUGUCUGCUGAGCAGUACACAGACUACACGAAUCAGGUGGAGGAACAAUACACAGCUAAUCAUCAUUUUAAUCUGACCAAUGGGGCUCCCGCCGCCCCUUUGACCUGCUUCACACCUGAUCAGGAGAAGAAAGCAUCGUCCAAAGCGGCGUUCGUUGAGCAGCCUGACAACCAGAACCAGACACAGUUUCAGAACUACCUGAACAAUAACACCCAGGGUUCCUACGGCAGCUCAUGUCUGACAGCUGAACAGCCACAGGAAGAGUCCAGUCUUAAUGGACAUUCUGACCUGACCUUACUAGCAAACAAUACUAAGAACCUCCCUUUACCAGACCAUUGCCCUGAGGUCACAGCCAUUUAGUGGGGGCCUCACCUUUUGAAGUGUUCUUUCAUUAUUACGUCUUAACUUGAGCCCGACCAAGUGGCAUUUUAAGGGAACAUAAUCAUGGCCUUUUUUUUUUGCAUUAUCUGACCUUAAAUUUUAAAGCAAUUCACAGCAACGUAAUACACUUCCAUCUGUAACUAUAAAGCCAUAGGUUCAUGAUGGAAAUGUUUUUUUUUAUAGGAAUGAUUCUCUCCUCUGGGUUUCUCCACCAACAGUGUGCGCUUCACUGCAAGAUGGACCAGAUCAGAAACACUUAAAAACAUCAGUCAUGUCACGCUGUGCAAUGUAUCUUGUAAUUUCAGAUGUAAAGUUCUAGUUUUAAGCAGAUAUUGUACUGUAGAUGGAACUUUUCUAUGUCUACUGUAUGUGUCAAAUGUGCAAAAAAAAGGUUUAUCGUCAGUUUAUUUAUUGUUUCUGAAUUACGUGUAUACUUAAUAUAUUGUAAAUGUUUUGAUAAUACGCAUGCUGUUUUUGGGGAUCUCAGUAACAUUUAGGGAAAAGAACGCCAUUGUUUUAUAUAUAUAAAAAAUAGUGUUGUAUACAUAAUGUACAUUUCUCUUCUUCUUUUUUGUCACUAUUAUAUGCUUUUCUAUGGUUUUGAAAAGCAUGAAAAAAAGCCUGAAUUCUUAUUUGUAUGUUUGGAAUACAAUAACAAUAGCAUCAAAUGUCAGAAAUCAAUUCACAGCCUUUUGCACUCAUGUGUGGGGGGUCCAGUGGCAUGCGGUUGGUUUUAACUGAUAAAUACUUGAACGGUGGAAAACUAAGCCCCCUGAAUUGCGUGAUUUGCAGGUGUCACUACAAAUGAUUUAUUCUUUGAAGCGUUUAAUUAAAACAGGGAUAUUAAUAAAGUAGCACUUUGACAUAUCUCCAAAACAAGAAGAACAGAUCUUUAUCAUUAGAUUAGCAUAAUAGAUUUGAAAGCCAUCCGUAACCAGUCUCCAUCAAAGCUCCGGAGACCAAAUAUUGACCCAAAAUAACACGUCAGUAUGUAAUAUAUUAACUGAUUAUUGGAUUUCUGUUUUUUUCAGUGCUGUAUAAGCUACAUUCCACUGUCUAAUGCCUGAGAUGUUUAUUUAUGUUGAUCCAAGAAUGAUGUCAGUUUGUUCUAUUGAAGUGUUUAGUGCAAUAGUUUGAGGUUAGAGAAAAUCCUCAGUAAAAGUGGACUGAGAUUACUUUUGAUUGACUGUCACAGGGCUUAUUGUUGUACCGAAAGCACCACUAGUUUAAUAAAAAACAAAAAUAUGCCACUGUUUUAAUAAUUGUAUACAUAGGAAACAAAUGUUCAAGGUUGACAAUCAAAGCUUAUUAUUAAAUAUGAGCCAAAUCUGUGAUUAACCGCUACAUGAUGACUCCCAAUGAGUCAGGUGAGCCAUUCGAAUUAAAAGGAUGAUUUUUUAAAAAAUCAAAAAUCUGUAAAUAACCUUUUAACACAUCUUUAUAAAACCACUGACAAAAAUUUAAUUGGAGUCAACAACUGGGGGACUAUAAUAAUUCAUUGAAUAGCGUUCUCGUUGUUAAAAUUCUUUACCUUGAGCACUUUGCUCCUGCAUGAGUACAAACAUUUGUCGCUCUUUCAAGCUUAAAAAAAUAUCUCCCCAGGUUUUUAGAAUCAAAAGGGUCCGUCUGUUCUGUGUGACUGUCGGGUAGCUGGGACCUCUCAUGCCACCUUGACGGUACAAAGGGAUUGUACAGACUGCUUUCAGGCAAUCAGUGGCAUCAACUUGGCCUAUAGUACAUAUUAUUUGUGCCAAAGCAUACAGUGUGAGAAGGCUAGAUACAACAACACUGCAUCCAGUUAAGAAUUUUUUUUGUUUGGUUUUAUUUUCCAGUAUUUAUUAUGAAUGAUAUAUUGAAAUGUGUAUUUAUUGUGGUUUACUAAAAGUCUGUAUUGAGUAAAUUGCUUCACUAUCUUAAAAUUGACCUUCGUUUCAUGCUGGUUGUGAGUUGUAACGCUUCAUGUGCCUGAGUUAUUUCAUUCUAUUUCUUAUUCUGUGAAAUGCAUACGUUUUGCACAAAACUGUACUUUUAUUUUUUUCAAUGUGUUCUGUUUUCCAACUGUAGAUAGAGCCAACUUCAUUUUCAGUUGUUUUCAUUUUUAACCUGGUUUUGAAAUCAAUUUAAUUAAAAUUGCUAAAAAUAUAGGUCAUCGUUGUCCGGUUUAGUAAUUUCUUGGUGCAAAGCGCCCUCUGCAGAUCACAGGGAGAAAUGAGACAAAGUGGCUCUCUUGUACUAUCCAACUCGAUUUAUUGACCCAAAAAUAAGACAUCUCAAUACCAAGGCCAUCUGACAACAAUAAACAUUUUCCGUCUUAGACAAACACACACUUUCGAUCCGUUAUCUCAUUCAGUCUCAAACUCAGUGAUUUACAAUAUAUUCUACAGCCGUCUGAACACCAGUGCCUGCACCAGAAAUGCAUUAGCGGACUCCUUUUAGAUGUUUAGACGUAGAGGGACAGUUUUAGGCAUUUGAUCAACAAAUAUUCGGUGCAUUUGUUUUUGAUAAACACCGAUUAAAAAGAAGAGAAUGAUCCAUCUUAAAAAAUAAAAAAAACAUGAACUGAAACAUUAUACGUCAAAUAAAAGAGGACUUGAAAUGAACACUUUGUUUAAGGAACAGCUCACCAAUCAAUCAUUAUUCAGGUCUCUGCACUCACUCAGCAGUUUAUUAGGUACACCUCAUGAAAACUAAUGCAGUCUAUUACGACAGUCCUGCGGUAAAUCCUCCCUUUAUUCAUCUGUUUUCAAAAAGUAUGUGCUGCUGUUUUAUCGUAUUACCUUGUAGUGAGAAGGGUUCCUAUUAUUUACUCCCAUUGAUAUAAAUAUAUUUGACAUACUGUAGUACUUCAAACACCUCUCAGUAUGAUGUAGCACAUUUCAACAGCAACACAAACUACAGCCUCUAAAUUAACCGUGACAUGAAAUAACUACCGCUUUAAACCUUUUACUUCUGUAAACUGAACAUAAUAAAGAAGGAUUUAUUGCAGGUCUGUUGACUGCUUUAGCAACUGAGUUUUAGCCCAGUGUACACGAUAAACUGACAAAUGAGUACAUAGAAAUAAAAUAAUUUAGAGUUUGAAAGCUAAAAAAAAUAAAAAUAAUACUAAAAAUGAAAUGAAAUUAUUGUAUCUGUAGACCCCUUUGGUCAAAACACUGUAGAAGCCAUUAUUCUGCAUUAACAGAAAACUGCGAAAACCCCCGCAACACCAUCACCUAUCCCUCCACCACUCUACCCAGCCAGUAUAAAAUUACGUCUAAGGCACUGGACGGUAGCAAAUAAGAUUUUGCAUUAUUAAAAAAAAAAAAAAAAAAAA
Molecule: messenger RNA, 5665 nt
Organism: Larimichthys crocea (large yellow croaker)
Lineage: Eukaryota; Metazoa; Chordata; Actinopteri; Sciaenidae
Gene: csrnp3
Product: cysteine-serine-rich nuclear protein 3
Exons: 6
Coding region: 409-2331 (640 amino acids)
Biological process (GO): regulation of transcription by RNA polymerase II
Cellular component (GO): nucleus
Molecular function (GO): DNA-binding transcription factor activity, RNA polymerase II-specific; sequence-specific DNA binding
Source: RefSeq, a predicted model, not a curated record